AUGAUCAAUCCCGUAGUCGAGGCAGGUGGCUGUCCCGCAGAACCACAAGAAUCACAGCAGCAACAAGUUCCUUCUGAUAAUAGUCAACAUUCCAACAAAGGUGAGAGCAGUGCAAGUUUUUUACGAGCAGCGCGAGCUGGGAAUUUAGAUCGUGUACUUGAGCUACUGCGUUCGGGUACUGAUAUCAAUACAUGCAAUGCGAAUGGACUGAAUGCGUUACAUCUGGCUUCUAAAGAAGGUCAUCAUGAAGUAGUCCGCGAACUUCUGAAACGGAAAGCAGAUGUCGAUGCUGCUACAAAGAAGGGUAACACGGCGUUACAUAUAGCGUCAUUAGCAGGGCAGGAACUUAUCGUCACAAUACUUGUUGAAAACGGCGCAAAUGUUAACGUACAAUCACUGAACGGUUUCACACCACUCUACAUGGCUGCACAGGAGAAUCACGAAUCUGUUGUACGCUAUCUUCUUGCGCACAAUGCUAAUCAAGCUUUAGCUACAGAGGAUGGCUUUACACCACUGGCGGUUGCCUUGCAGCAAGGUCACGAUCGCGUUGUAGCUCUUUUACUUGAGAAUGAUACACGCGGAAAAGUGCGCUUACCGGCAUUACAUAUCGCCGCUAAAAAGGAUGAUACGAAAGCAGCUACGUUAUUACUGCAAAAUGAGCACAAUUCGGAUGUGACUUCGAAAAGUGGUUUCACUCCGCUCCAUAUCGCCGCUCACUAUGGAAAUGAGAACGUAGCGCAAUUACUGCUCGAAAAAGGAGCAAAUGUAAAUUACCAAGCGAGACAUAACAUAAGUCCCUUGCACGUCGCAACAAAAUGGGGACGCGCGAACAUGGUUUCGUUGUUGUUAGCUCAUGGGGCUGUAAUUGACUGUCGUACGCGCGACUUAUUAACACCAUUACACUGUGCUUCUCGUUCGGGCCAUGAUCAAGUUGUUGACUUAUUGCUUGAAAAAGGAGCUCCAAUAAAUGCUAAAACAAAAAAUGGUUUGGCUCCCUUACAUAUGGCAGCACAGGGUGACCAUGUAGACAGUGCUCGAAUUCUGCUAUAUCAUCGAGCUCCGGUUGAUGAUGUUACCGUUGAUUAUCUUACUCCUCUUCAUGUGGCUGCUCACUGUGGACAUGUUCGUGUCGCUAAACUUCUGCUGGAUCGUAAUGCCGAUUCAAAUGCUCGUGCCCUCAAUGGGUUCACACCGCUGCAUAUCGCUUGCAAAAAAAAUCGCAUUAAGGUUGUCGAGCUAUUGCUGAAAUACCAUGCUGCCAUUGAGGCAACUACAGAGUCCGGUCUCUCACCGCUGCAUGUCGCUGCUUUCAUGGGUGCCAUAAAUAUCGUCAUCUACUUACUGCAACAAGGUGCUAAUGCGGAUGUGGCUACAGUUCGUGGUGAAACACCUCUUCAUUUAGCCGCACGAGCAAACCAAACUGAUAUUGUUCGUGUUUUGGUGCGUAAUGGAGCCCGGGUGGAUGCUGCGGCACGUGAGUUACAAACUCCGUUACACAUUGCAUCACGUCUUGGUAAUACUGACAUCGUCGUUUUGUUGCUGCAGGCUGGCGCAUCACCAAAUGCUGCUACACGGGAUCUCUACACUCCUCUUCAUAUUGCCGCCAAAGAGGGGCAAGAAGAGGUGGCGGCAAUACUGAUAGAUCAUGGAACCGACAAGACACUGCUCACUAAAAAGGGUUUCACGCCGCUGCAUUUAGCUGCUAAAUACGGCAAUUUGCCGGUAGCGAAAUUAUUGCUGGAGAGAGGAACAUCUGUUGAUAUUGAAGGCAAAAACCAGGUGACACCUCUGCAUGUAGCGGCACAUUAUAACAACGACAAGGUAGCGUUGCUACUUCUAGAAAAUGGUGCUUCCGCACAUGCUGCUGCGAAGAAUGGAUAUACUCCUUUACAUAUUGCCGCGAAGAAGAAUCAGAUGGACAUUGCUAGCACUCUUCUUCAUUAUAGGGCAAAUGCGAAUGCUGAAAGCAAAGCUGGCUUCACACCACUUCAUCUUGCUGCCCAAGAGGGCCAUCGCGAAAUGGCUGCUUUACUAAUCGAAAAUGGAGCGAAGGUCGGAGCUCAGGCAAGGAACGGUUUGACGCCAAUGCAUCUCUGUGCACAGGAGGAUCGUGUUAGUGUAGCAGAAGAACUGGUGAAAGAAAAUGCUACUGUUGAUCCCAAAACGAAAGCAGGAUAUACGCCAUUACAUGUUGCUUGCCAUUUCGGACAAAUAAACAUGGUCCGUUUCUUGAUUGAGCAUAGCGCUCCGGUUUCAGCCACUACUCGUGCUUUCUAUACUCCACUACAUCAAGCUGCUCAGCAAGGACAUAAUAAUGUUGUGCGUUACUUGUUGGAGCAUGGUGCUAGUCCAAAUGUCCACACAUCGACAGGACAAACUCCAUUAUCGAUUGCUGAACGUUUGGGCUAUGUGUCCGUGGUUGAAGCGCUAAAAACAGUUACGGAAACUACCGUGAUUACGGAGACCACAACUGUUACUGAAGAAAGGUAUAAACCUCAGAAUCCUGAAGCAAUGAAUGAAACCAUGUUUUCUGAUUCAGAAGAUGAAGGUGACGAUAAUCAGAUCACAGCCAAUGCGCAUGCUCAUGAUUUCUCAGAAAGCCUCACAAAAGGUUUGCACGACUCAACUGGUAUGCAUCUGAUUCAUGCUGCAGAACCGAUGUUGUCACGAAGCUCGGAAGUGGAAGGUACGGAUGGCGAUUUGGAUGCUUUAAUUCGCAAAGCACAACAUGAACCCGUUACUACAGCGAUGGCUGACCCUUCUUUGGAUGUAUCGCUUUCUGACAAUGUUCCAAUAACGAGAAGCACCGUGCAACCUAGUUUCUUAAUUUCGUUCAUGGUGGAUGCGCGUGGAGGAGCUAUGCGUGGCUGCCGACAUUCUGGUGUGAGAAUCAUUAUACCGCCAAGAAAAGCGCCACAGCCUACACGCAUCACAUGCAGAUACCUCCGGAAGGAUAAGUUAGCACAUCCACCACCGUUAAGUGAAGGUGAAGCGCUUGCAUCGCGUAUACUUGAAAUGGCGCCACAUGGGGCAAAAUUUUUGGGUCCCGUUAUAUUGGAAGUACCACACUUUGCAUCACUUCGUGGACGAGAGCGAGAGAUUGUCAUUUUGCGUUCCGAUGAUGGACAGCAUUGGAAAGAACAUCAAUUGGAGGCGACAGAAGACGCUGUACAAGAGGUACUGAAUGAAUCAUUUGAUGCCGAGGAGUUGUCACAGCUUGAUGAUUUGCAUACAUCACGAAUUACACGUAUCCUCACCAAUGAUUUUCCAAUGUAUUUUGCGGUCGUUACUCGUGUUCGGCAGGAAGUACAUUGUGUUGGUCCAGAAGGCGGUGUAAUACUCUCUUCAGUUGUUUCCCGUGUACAGGCUAUAUUUCCGGAUGGUUCUUUAACCAAGACGAUCAAAGUAUCUGUACAAGCCCAGCCAGUUCCACAAGAAAUAGUCACUCGUUUACACGGGAAUAGAGUUGCAGUAUCCCCAAUUGUAACUGUUGAACCGCGUCGUCGCAAAUUUCAUAAGCCUAUAACACUAUGCAUUCCAUUGCCACAAAGCUCAAAUAAAGGAAUGUUAACACAAUAUAGCGGUCAACCAGGACAAGAGCCACCGACGCUUCGUUUGCUCUGCAGCAUAACUGGCGGAUCUGCCCCUGCUCAGUGGGAGGAUAUUACUGGAACCACACAGUUAACAUUUACUGGCGAAGAUGUUUCAUUCACAACUACGGUUUCUGCUCGAUUUUGGCUGAUGGAUUGCCAGACUCCGCGGGAUGCGGCUCGAAUGGCACAGGAAGUUUACAAUGAAGCAGUUGCAGUUCCAUAUAUGGCUAAAUUUCUGAUUUUUGCUCGACGAACUUUUCCUACUGAGGGACAGUUGAGGUUAUUUUGUAUAACUGAUGAUCGGGAAGAUAAAACUCUGGAGAAACAUGAGCAUUUCACUGAAAUUGCUAAAUCGAGAGAUGUCGAAGUUUUGGGCGGGCGACAUCAGUUUUUGGAAUUUUCUGGGAAUAUUCUUCCAAUAACGAAAAGUGGCAACCAACUUUCGCUUUAUUUUUUGCCAUUCCAAGAAAAUCGUCUUGCUUUCAUGAUAAAGACGCGCGCUCAUACGGAUAGCGAAACUGCUGUUGAUGGCCGAAUAGCAUUUAUGAAAGAGCCAAAAAAUGAGAGCCGAAAAUUUGCCUCCUCAAACGCCGAGCCGAUGGUACCCAAAAAGCCCUUCUUUCCGGAAGCUCCUUUGACGGAGAAAUACACUGGAGCUUUCCAUGAAAUUGCCGAGUCUGAUGACUUGCAGUUGCCAUAUGUUGCUCGAUUAAUUGGUGCUGAUUGGCAUCGGUUGGCUCGAGCGCUAGAAGUACCUGAUAUUGAUAUACGACAAGUUCGACAUCAGCUAGCUGGUCUCGAAGCAAUCACUGUUCUGCGUAUUUGGAUGUUUUUGAAGAAAGAACAAGCGACGCCUGCUGCUUUGCUAUCGGCAUUACAACGAAUAGGGCGUGAUGAUGUUGUACGAGAAAUGAAUCGAGCUGAAAAGCCGGAUAAUUUAGAAGGAACACCCGUAUCACAUAUUUCUGGACCUUCAGUAACAUUGUCAACCACUUCGCUAGAAGGAGCAAACGACAAACGUCGUUACCCCGAAGUGACGUCAACGAGACAGCUAGUGGUGGAGAAACCAUUCUUUCAACAGUCGGAAUAUUAUGGGACAGAUGGAGAUACAGAGGAACCGAAAGAGCAGCCAUUCAGCGAAGAGGAGGAGGAGGUUGCAGUUUCAGAAAUUCGAACAGUUGUGCGCACUGAACGACAUGUGCACGAUUCAAAAGAUGGUCCUAUUGUGGAGGAACGCACAAUAACAACUACAUAUGAGGAUGAUAUUGCUGUAAAUGAAGAAAUUGUUGACAAGAUAGUGCCUCUCAACGAAGAAGAGCAGGAGAAAUGGGAUCGAAUGGUUCGAGAAGUGGAGAUGAAUUUGGAGGAGCAAGAAGCACCAAAAGAAGGAACGCUUAACUAUCAGUUAAUACAUGGGGAGAAAAAAAGCGAUGAUGGUGUCACCCUGAAAACGACAAUGGAGAGUAGUCAUAUAACGCAGGUUUUACCCGAUGAAGCUAAAAUAUCUAAAGAAACAGGAUUAAGUAGCGGGGAUGCAAGUAUUGUUAUGACUCCGGCCGAAAAGAAGGAUGAUCACAUUAUAGAUGUACCAGAAACUCCUUUAUCUUCCACAGAGCCGAAUGCCUCAACAGUAACUGAUCAGAAGCAUGAAACCAUGGCGGAGGGCUUUACAAGUGAAGAUGGCUCAGUAGUUGUGUCAAAGAAGAUGACGCGCGUUGUAACUACGACACGGACAACACUUCCAGGAGAGAAGGCGGAAUCGAAUGCGG
This is a messenger RNA of Loa loa (African eye worm), 5362 nucleotides long. RefSeq lists its product as hypothetical. The record is from RefSeq and is a predicted model, not a curated record. The transcript has 36 exons. Bases 1448 to 1639 code for a protein of 63 amino acids. NCBI's taxonomy places the organism in Eukaryota, Metazoa, Nematoda, Chromadorea, Rhabditida, Onchocercidae.